Messenger RNA from Hylaeus anthracinus, 4282 nucleotides. Its product is annotated as protein-associating with the carboxyl-terminal domain of ezrin. Gene Ontology annotation, molecular function: protein kinase activity; ATP binding. The transcript has 6 exons. Gene Ontology annotation, biological process: protein phosphorylation. Lineage: Eukaryota; Metazoa; Arthropoda; Insecta; Hymenoptera; Colletidae. The coding region runs from base 1840 to 3741 and encodes 633 amino acids. The record is from RefSeq and is a predicted model, not a curated record.
CGCUAUUGUUACUUUACUAAUUACUACUACUACUGCUACUAAUGCUGCUGCUACUGCUACUGCUACUACUGUUACUGUUACUGUUACUGUUAUUGCUACUGCUACGUGUUAUUUAUUGCUACAGUAGUAUUAUUUCAUACUUUGUAAUGGUAUUGCUACGUAUAUUAUUUGUUUUCUUACAUUAAUCUGUAUUAUGUUAGAUUAAAUAUCAUCUUCAUUUCCACUAUCAUUUUUCAUUACAUAUCGUUUACAAUACUACUCCGUUCUUAGCGUUCUUACCUCUACUACUGUUUAUUGACACGAUUACCACUAACCGUCGUCGCCGUCGGCCUCCUCUCCCUCCUCAUUAUCGUCAUGCGGUGUAAUAUAUGCUGCGUGAAUUUUAUAAUGCCAAUUUCACGUACUCACGGCUAAUAUAUUAGGCUAUACCUCUUAUACGAUCAUAAUUAAUCGUCGUUGUCAUUGUUUCCUUCAUAAUUGAACUGCAUUACUCUUGCAAGUGCACAUUCAGCGGCUGACGAGACGAAGAUUAAGGACAGAGACGAGUAAGUAAGAAGUACAGCGUCCGAUUGCGUGAAAGUAACUCGAAAUAUCGCAGACUCGAAUAUAAUCUGUUUAUCUAUUUACCUAUUAUCGCCAAUACGCGACGUAAUUUUUUUCCUGAAGUGUAUAUUAAAGAUAUCAAACUGAAUGCGGGCGCAAGGGUCUGUCUGAUUACUCAGACGAGAGGUGUAGUAAUCGUGAACAAAAUUUACCAUGAAAUUGUAAUAUACUGGUACAUUUAGGCGUAAAAAAAAAAGAAACAAAAAGUAUGUACUGUUUUGUCGGUGACAAGUAUUUUCAAUUACUCAUGAUUAAUGUAAACUUUGAAAAUACUUUUCGUCUGUUAAAAAAAAAGCGAUCACGCUCAUAUGUAUCAUGUGGCGCGCGCGCAUGUGUGUGUGUGUGUGUGUGUGGGUGGGUGUGUGUGUGUGUGGCUAUUUGGCUAGUACAAAAACGUUAAAUGUGUGGCGGAUAUGAUGAGGAUAAUCAUUAUUAUUUCUGACAAUAUACACAUGUAUCGCUAUAUAUAUAUAUAUAUAUAUAUAUUUGUUUUUUUUUUUUUAAUUUAGUGUUACGUUCUUGGACACUGCGGAGAUACACUCACUACUGGGUUUUGUGCUGCGAAAGUAACGAAAUAAAUAUUGCGGUAAUCAUUACCCAUUGUAAAUCUUUGAAAUGCAACGUAACAAAUGCGACAGACCCUCGUACCUAGCUCGAAAUUUUAGAACACCUAUCAUUUUAUCUAUCUAUAGUUAACGAUCUAACUUAUACGUCUAUCUGCUAAAACUUGAAAAUAAAAUAAGUACUGAUAAAAGAUCAUUCUUGACUUCUAAUCAGUAUUUAGUAGCAAUUGAUAUAUACUCGAUUUAUCUAAUCGAUUGUCUGAUCUUUGAAAACCUAACGAAUCGAAUAACUGGAACUUUCUUUCUUUCUUUUCUUCUGGAAGUAUUAAAUUUCUUUUCUUUAUAUUCACGUACUGUUUUUUUUUCUUUUUACCAUGCAAGCGCAAAAUCACAAAAUCACAAACGUUUUGAAAGUAAUUGCUACCUUUUUAUCUCGCGGCGCUAAAAUCGCUGUAUCGUAGGGUAGGGUAGGGUGCUGCGUUUAUUAUAUGUACAUACAGUGCAGCACAGUGACAGUGAGAGACACAAAGCAACCGACGGUGUGUAGGGUGUAGUUUUACCUACAAUCUGUCACAACAAAAAAGAUUGAAGAUGUGCAAAGGUUUCUUGUAAUGAUCUAUGUUUCGCGAUUUAACCGAAUUUCAAUGAUUAUCAAACAAGAUUAUCGAAAUUAAUGGGGAAUGAAAUAAGUGCCCUGAAAGGGCUGGAAAUCGAAGAGAAAUCUGUGGAAGUGACAGAUUUUUGGGUGCAUUAUACUGCCAGCGUGAAUGGAUAUGGUGCUCAAAAGGUGUCCUUGUUUAUCAGCGAACCGUCGUUGCAUUAUAGCGCUAAUUUUGGAAAUCCAUCUCCUUUAGAGAAAGCUGCAAAGAAUCUUAUGUUGUACAGACAUCCUUGUAUACUCAAGUAUGUAUCGUCGUGGUCCAAAGGCAGCAAAUUUUUCCUUUCUACCGAACACGUUAAACCUCUGAUUCAAUCUAUAGAAACACAAAAUACCUUGCAAAUAUGCAUGGGCUUGUAUAGUAUUUUACGUGCGUUGGUGUUUCUUCACGAAAAAGCAUCCGCGUCCCAUAAUAACAUUUGCGGAAGUUCCAUUUACGUCACAUCGGAAGGAUGUUGGAAACUUGGCGGAUUAGAGUGUCUAUGUAAGUCUAAGGAAUUAACGUCUGCUUAUUUAAAGAAAAUAAGAAGCUACAGGUACGAGAGAGCGAUAUCUCCAGAUGAGGAUACAACAGUUUUAUCUACGAAUUAUUCUGCUAUCGAUGGGUACGCAUUUGGAAUAUUGGCAGAGGAUAUACUGAAAUUAAAGAAUUCAGAAGAUGUUCCAAGUCUCCUGGAGUUCCGACAGUUUUGCAAAGAGAAUUUGCAAAACGUAGAUCCAUCCCAACGUAGCGAAUUAUCAAGCGUGCUUAGACAUCCAUUUUUUACUCAUGACUUUAUGCGAAUUCAUGCAUUUCUAGAGGAACUGCCUUUAAAGAACAACCUAGAGAAAGAAAUAUUUUUUGGAACCUUAAUAAUGCAAUUAAGAACAUUUCCUGAAAAUAUCGUCGCAGAACAGUUGGGUCGAUUAUUACUUUCUAGAAUGGUUUUAUUAGAUGCAACAGCACAAGAAAAACUUUUACCAUUCGUCUUAAAACCAAGAGAUGGGAAAGACAAAAUGGACGAUAAUCUGUUUGCAGUUUCAACAUUUAAAGUCUACUUAGUACCUAAACUAUUGCAAAUGUUUUGUAUAAGGGAUGUAUCGAUUCGAUUAGUCCUGUUAUUGCAUUUUAAUUCAUUUGUGCACACGUUUCAAGUGGAUGAAUUAAAGUCUCAAGUACUUCCAGAACUACUUGUUGGAAUUAAAGAUACCAACGAUCAUCUCGUAUCUGCAACAUUGAAAGCAUUAUCCGAUAUAGUUCCAAUCCUAGGUGCAGCCACUGUGAUUGGUGGAAACAGAGGAAAAUUAUUUACGGACGGUCGACCAAACAAAGUAAAGGAAAGCGGGCAAAACAGUAGCGACACCUCGUCUUUUACAAAUAUCGUUGAAUUUCCAGCACCUAUGAGUACCAAUCAAGAAACGGUUAACUUACCAGAAAGACCAUCACCAGACGGAGGUGAGGAUAAAAAGGAAAUCAUGUCUUCCAUCACCGAGGAAGAAUACACAUGGUCUGAUUGGGAGACGCAAGAACCCGCUACCGCAGACGUACAUCACGUUUCUCGACCUCCGAACACGAUUUGCGAAUCUAACGGAAUAUCGACUGUUAAUUCAACUCUAACUAUCGAAACAGAUUCAGUACUAAAUAUAGACAAAGCCAAGAUAAUUGACCCUAAAUUUCCAAAGAAAUCGAUUAUUUUAUCCGAUAUUUCAGAGCUUGAUAUUAAGAAUUCGAAGCUGUCCAGUUCUGUCAAGGAAGAGUAUGACUUUUUCACAGACAUGGAGCCCGUAAUAAAAAAGACGCAAGUCUUGCACGUAUCACAACCGCAGACACUACAAAAAAGUGUGUUCGACAUAAAAGUAUUAACCGAAGAGAACGAUGGUUGGGAUGAUGAUUUAAGCGAUUGGGGAACAGAGGAUGUUCAGGAAUUGAAAAUUUAAGAAGAGCUUACCGUUCUUGAACGUAUGUGUUAUACGGACUGUAAAGAAAACAAUUACUUAUCGCAGAUGAAUCUAUGCAUCUGAAUUCUUAUAUAAUUCGACAUCAAUUUUUAUUGUUUAAAAAGAUAAGAAAAAGUUCACGAAAGGCUAAUAUUAGAAAUAAAAUAAUUGUUUCACAAAAAUUGAUAAAGAUUUAAUCGGUAAGGUAGAGAUUGCGUAGAUUUUCUCCAAGAACGAUACCGCUUAUUUGGUUUAAUCUCCUCGAAUUCAAAGUCUAGGUGAAUUUUAUGGCAGAUUUUAGUAACAAACAUUUUUUACACUCCGUACGUAUAAAGAAUAAGUUACAUAUUAUAUUACCAAUCGCAUAACUCCGUUCACCGAGACAAAAGGAACACUUGUCCCUAAAUCAUGAUUCCAAUGUAUGUACAGUAAAGAUGUAUCGGUAAUUUUCAAGCAAACAAAUUUUUUUAACAUAUCGAAUUUUGUAAAAAAUAAACUGCGACAUUUGAUUAAAUAAAUAAAUUAUAUUUAAAUAAUAUAA